AAUUUGUAGUGUUAUGGUUGGCUUAGGUGUGAGUAUCGCUAUGUGUGCUUUAUUUUCUUUUGAAUAAAAGGAUGUAUUUUCCGUGAAAUAAAACGUCCAAGGAUCAUAGAGAUUACCAAAGUUGCUUCUUAAACGUCCUGUAAAAGUGAAACAUUAACUAAGAUGGAUGCGGGAAUGCUGAAGGAGCUGGAAACAGCUGCUCAACUUGUGAUGGAUCCUCAGUUGGGUACGCAGGAACAAAGGAAGUCUGCCGAGGCGAUGAUAAUGAACUUUAGGAAGACAAAGAAUCCGUACACAAUGUGUCGGGACAUUUUGGAGAGUUCAAACGUGGAUUUGGUGUUGUUUGAGGCAGCAGAUUUGCUGAAGAAUGCUCUGGUGCAUGAGUGGGAAUUUCUGCAGGAGCAAGAUCGUGUGGCAAUGAGGCAGUAUUUGCUGAAUUAUGUUAUGAAUAGGGAGAUGAAGCCUUUUGUGCGGGAGAGGAUUUUACUGGUGGUGGCAAUUAUGAUCAAGAGAGCGAGUAUUGUGGAUUUUGGGGCGGAGCGACAGGCUAUACUGACGGAAUUUGAGCAGAUUAUUUUAGAGGGUGAACCUAAGCAGCAGUAUUUGGUGUGUAGGGUACUCAUGGCCAUGAUGCAGGAAUAUAUGACGACAAUCAAGAGUGAUGAUUCGGGAUUGACUUUUGAAGAUCAUUUUCGGGCUAAGAAACAAUUUGAGGGGACAUCACUUCAGAAGAUAUUCUUGGUGAUCUUCAAGGCUAUUGAGAAACUCAAUGGGAAUUUUGAUAUGAACAAUAGCAUGCAGUUGCAUUUGUGUCUGGAGUAUCUGUCAAUCAUUGAGAUUAUUCUCUCCUGGGGCUACAUUUCAGCUUCGCCGAUUUUUUCAAAACGCCUCAUUGGAUUGUUUGAAAUGGCUGCUAAGAUUGAGCAGAUUCCAUCGUUGAGGCUCAAUCUUCAGUGGGAGGCUACUAUGUUGGAGCCGAAAGUGGUUAAGUUGUUUUUUGAUAUUUAUUGGAAGUGUCGUUGUCAUCAGGAUUUGCAGAUUAAAGCGGCAAAUUGUCUGGUACAGUUGGCAACGCUCAAUGGACCAAUUAUGGAAAAGAAGGAGAAUAAGGUGAAGUAUGUGGUGAAUUAUUUCACCAAUUACCUUCAGCUCCUGUCCAGUAUUGAGCUGAAGCGUGAAGAGGCCAUGCCACUCACUGUUAUUGUCCGGAAAUUGCUAUUUUACAAUCAUCAGCCGAGUUUAGAGGAAUUCCCGCAGGAUCUUGUGGCUGCUGUGCUGCAGAGAGUCUUCCAGCUGACGUGUACGAUGGCUGAGAGGUUGGUUCAGGAAGACAUAGGUACAACACCCGAUGAGGACACUGUCUACUUCGAGGGCUACACAAAUCUCAUGGAAACUUGGUUGACCAUUCUUCAUGGAAAGGAAUCCCUCCCGGCUGGCGUCCUGACUCCGUAUCUCAUGGAGAUUUUCAACAAGUUCCUUCAGUCCCACCUCUCGCCGCCAGAUGGCGUUCGGCCUCUGGUCAAGGCGGAUUUUGAGGAGAUGUUCGACUGCGAUGUCAACGAUAGGGAGCGGUAUCGGGAACAAUUGAUCAUUAUAGGGACAUUUGGGAGGGAAUUCCCUCAGCAUUCCCUGACAGUUCUGGCCAAAUUGCUCGAAGGAAAGAUCCAAACGCUGCGUGAGCAUUUGCAACAGAUGCACAGCAAUAUGCCGCACGUAGGAUCUCAGGAGAUCCUUUCGACUCUCCAUGAAGAUAUUCACUGGCUGUUUUUGAUCUCGGGCCAUGUGCUGUGCACAGAAAAUGAAGGGGAACAAUCCCUAAUUCCCAGUGAGAUCAUGGAAUACAGCAUUCAGCAGGUGACAACGGGAGGAGCAGAUAUAACAACAAGUCUCAAAGUUCUGGCAUCUCCAGGAGCUAGUAUCUUCGAAAUUCCCACCGCCGAACAAACAGCAGAUCAUGUAAUCCGUAUUGUAGCUUCUGUGCUGAGAUACUGUGAAAUUGAGCAGGGUGCCAUUGAGGCCAAAAUGACACAUUGCCUGAGUCCGGAAGUUAGUGGAUCAGCUGUGUGGUUCCUCAAAUUCUGGGCUAAAUCCUACCUAUUGCCACAGCCGGAGAAUUACACCAAAAUGAGCGAAACACUCAAAUCAGCCUUCGGAUUGAAUACUCCAGGUGGUGAAUGGACAAUGAAUUACCUCCUCAAGAAGAUCUACAUCAAUGUUCAGAGUUUUACCGGAGAAGAAGCUCUAAUUGAUGAUUCAAUCAAACUACUCGUGUCUCUCGUCGCGCGGAAUCACAAAUGCGAUGUUGCAUUCAAAUCUGUUUGUUUCAAAUCUCUCGUUGAACUGAAGAAUCUACCGCUCUCCAUGAGGAUCAAAAGUGGCCUCCUGAUGAGUCUCAUAGUAACAGCAUCGUGCAUUGAGGAUAAAUCUCUGCGUGAACAGUAUCUAAUUGAGCUAAUACAGCCAAUUUGUGCCAAUUUUGCCCAGAUAACAAGUGGCAGUGAGACACGCAAUAAUCCAAUUUUUGUCGAGAAAAUUCUCUACAGUUUGAGUGAGGUCAAGGCAUGCUUUGAAGGUGGUGCAAUGUCUACUAUGCCAUUUGUUUUUGAACGAUUUGAGCCUGUUUUGAAGGCUCUCGUCAAUCUUCUGGACUAUCUCCAUAAUUCAACUGCCAUUGUGGAAAUGGUACUAGAGUUACUCUGCAAAGUUGUCCAGGCAACCUUCUUCCUCUAUCCCGAUGACACACAGAAGAUCUAUGAAGUGUGCAUGGGAGUGUUGCAGGUUUAUGUGAAGCACAACACCAAUAGAUUUAGUAUUGAUGUGACAAAUGAAGAAGAUAAUCUUCAAGAUCUUCUGCUACUGCUCAAACUCAUGAAUUAUCUGCUCUCCAAGAACUUUUUCGAGUUUACUGAUACUGCCAGUACGAUUGACAGUUCGGAAUUUGUGAUCUACGGCCUAACAUUUCUCAUGCCAAUGAUCACUACUGAUCUGCUAAAGUAUCCAAAUUUCUGCCUUCAAUUCUAUCAAACCAUCAGCUUCUUCGUGGAGACCAAGUCUCAUAAGGUGUGCACUCUUCAUCCAGAGCUUCUGACAAAAUUGAUGUCUGCUAUUGAAAUGGGUUUGACUUCUUUUGGCUCUGAAGUGCAAUCCUCUUGCCUGGAUUUCCUACAGAUCAUGGGCAAUACGGUGUACUUUGAUCAGAAUCCAGAGUCCUUCAUGUACUCGGCUCUGAUGCCUUUUCUCAAGCUUCUGUUGGACCUGAUUUUAGGUCAGCAAGUGGAUUCGGUGAAUAAAACAGAGUGCAGCAAGGCACUGUUUUCCCUCAUAUGCUGCUACAAGGAGAAAUUUGUUGAAUUGGUGGGCAGUAUUUUGCAGUCACAGACCAAUCCGGUUCAUGCUGAGAAACUCUCAACGGAAUUCCGUGAGUUGACCAAUAAUGUGGAUUUGGUGAACAAUCGCUUCUCACAGUUUAGAUUUACGGAGAGAUUUGACAAAUUCCUCGUCAACAUUGGAUUCUUGUAUUGAAACUUAUUAGCUGUCGGAAACAUUCAACAAAUUUGUCUGCAGUAUCGUCCGUUUUUUUUUAAAUAAACGAAUUUUUGUGAACUUUAAUGAAAAUAUAAAAGAAUGAGUGGAAAAUCAA
This is a messenger RNA of Phlebotomus papatasi, 3640 nucleotides long. RefSeq names its product exportin-4-like. Gene Ontology annotation, cellular component: cytoplasm; nuclear pore. Gene Ontology annotation, molecular function: nuclear export signal receptor activity; small GTPase binding. The record is from RefSeq and is a predicted model, not a curated record. The transcript is spliced from 3 exons. The coding region runs from base 163 to 3522 and encodes 1119 amino acids. Gene Ontology annotation, biological process: protein export from nucleus. Lineage: Eukaryota; Metazoa; Arthropoda; Insecta; Diptera; Psychodidae.